CCUCCAUCGCAAAGCGGGAUCUAGUAAAAUAAGUUGACGUUGACAUCUAUGCCUUCAAAUUCUCUGGAAAUAGCCGGGGAGGGGAGAAUAACCAACCAAUAACAAAGCUGUUUUUUUGAAUGUUCAAAAGUUAAAACUUCAAAAGUGACAGGAGUCUGACAGGAGUGACAGUUUGUUACUUUUUAUGAGUGCAAGUAAGUGUGGUUUUUGUGGUGUAAUAAGAAUGCCAAGUCUCGUGUUAAUGCAUUAAAUGGUAGUUUCUACAAAAUAUUACGUUGUUUUUCGGUCAACAAUUAUUAAUAACUGAUCCGAAUUAAUCACAUUUUGUUCCUUUUAUAAUUGGUUUUAUAACACCUAAUAUAAUUAUUGCGAAAAUGGAUGAAGACGCUUUAUUAAAUCUUUUUGAAAAAAUCAAUAUCAAGAUAGGAAAACUGAAGCCACAUGUUAUUAAAGCGUGGUUUGAUACAGACUGUGAUAAUUUGUUGCAAUGGAUGUACACUUCAAUCACAGAGGAGUGUUAUGUUUCGGCCCAACAGGAAUUGGAGUAUGCGCAAUGUGAUGUUUUAACACACGAUCAAUUGCAGAAAAAAAUGAAAAUUAUUGAAACUGAAUAUCCUGAUAUAUGUCAGGUGGAUACAAAUAUGUUUGAAAUAGAAUUUUCUAAAAGUACAGCUGAAGUGCUUGAGGAAGAAUUGAAAGACUAUGAGCAUCAAAUAUGUGUUAACGAGGAAAUAUAUGAAACCUUAUUAGCUGAAUUAUCAAUGCUAAGUACGAAAGAAAUGCAGGCACAGCUGGAAGAAGAAUCAGCACAAGGAAACUGUGUCACCUUAGCCCAAAAUUUUGACAAAAUAAAUAGUCAAACAUAUGAUCAAAUAUUGAAAUAUGGUUCCUAUCUUAGCAGUUAUGAAAUUGCAGAAAUUCCGAGGUUUGCAAAUAAAGUAGAUAUGGGAUUCGAACAAAAAUUUUGUAAUGCAGUGAAUCAGAUGAAUUCAAUAAUUCAUGGUCAACAAGACUCAUUCGAAACAAGUUGUGUUAAGUAUUUAGCAGACACUUUAUCUGAAUUAGAAAGCUGCAUAUUCCAAAGCAAAGUUAGCCUCUUAGCUCUUCAAAUGGAAGUUGAAGCUUUAAAUUCCACAUUAAAUUUUUUAGAUAAUUAUGAUAUAAAUCAGCCAUGGCUAGACUAUGAGCCUCAUGUAUUGUCCACUGGUGUCAAUAUGGAUCAGCAAACGUCGAUGAUGAAUCUAAUUGAAAACUUGGCACGAAAAUUAGCUCAACACUGUGUAAAACAACCGACAUUUCAGUGUUUAAAAAAUCAAUUUGAAUUUUUUCAGUUAAAAUUAAACUAUGUAAAUAAAUCUAGAGACACUCUUGCCAGCAUUUUAUGCCAUUUUAUUAUAAUGCAUAGUUUAUACCUACAAGAAAAAACAGACAUACAUAGUUCAAGUCAGUUCUUCAGAAAUAUCAACAAGUAUGUUUGUGAUGAUAUAAAAGGCAUCAUUUUUAGAACAGAAGCAAUGUUGAAACUCAUCUCUGAGUAUGAAAACUUCUGCUCAAGUCCAUUUGAAAAUAAGAUCCCAUUGGUAGGCAAUUUUGGUGUGAUAGUACAGAAACCGAAUCAGACACCCUUGAUGGACGUUUUGCAAGAAGUUACUUUUCUAAGAAAUAGUGCAAAAAAAGCGCAAGAACUACAGUGGUCUUCUGUUCAUUUGGAUAAAAAAGUUUUGAGAGAAUUGCGUGACAAUAUUCAAAUCCUUGAAAAUUUCUUAAUUUGUGGACCCACUUCCCAAAUUGUAAUUGUGCCAGUCUCGGUAACAACACGACUGUUAACAGUAAACCAGAUUUUAAUAAAUCAACGUUCUUCUGUUAAGUUGUUAAUUCAAACAGCUCAAAAACCAAAGGAUCAAAGAUCGAAAAACAAGUGGAUAAAGUAUCAGAAUAUAUUGUGGACAUAUUUUAUGACAGACUCUACAAAAUUACUGUCGUUUCUGGAACAGCUUAAAGCUGAUGAAAAAAAGGGUUUGAAGGUAAAAGAUAUGUAGAAUAAUUUUUUAUUUUGUAUGUCUGUAAUUAAUUUGUAAUUUGUCAA
Messenger RNA from Zophobas morio, 2086 nucleotides. RefSeq lists its product as uncharacterized. The record is from RefSeq and is a predicted model, not a curated record. The coding region runs from base 375 to 2039 and encodes 554 amino acids. Lineage: Eukaryota; Metazoa; Arthropoda; Insecta; Coleoptera; Tenebrionidae. The transcript is spliced from 10 exons.